AUGCAGCGAACCAUCGAACAACUGAGCCAUUCAUCAAAAUCAGAUCUCCUUAAUCUAUCUUCGGAAGAAGCUUUCUCGUGCCACCAUGAAAAUUUGGCCCAGACAGCGCAGUUCUCAGCUGGCGACUUCGUUGGCUCUGUUGUGGAUAACUCCGAGGUCGAACUCCCGGAGGAUGUCCGUGAGUGGCAGGUGGCUGACUUCAAGGGCCAAGUAAAACGGUGGAUAGCGGCUGAGCAGGAGAUCAUACAAGACCUGUCUGAAAAAGAGAUCCGCAAACGCAAAAACAAUACCAUCACUGUUGUUUCCUUUGGUCUCUGGGAUCUCUGGUUCCUGGUAGAUAAGGAUUACAACAAGGCUACGAAAUCCAUAGACCACAAACUUGACGUGAUAAUGGAACAGAUGGACCUGCUGUCAGAGACAUUAGCUGGUAAUGAGACCAAGGUGAUUUUGACGUUGCCGGUGGACGUCAGCUUCCUUCCUGCAUUCGAACCGAAGAGCGUUGAUAGACAGAAGAACGCUGUACAAAUCGUGGAAUACUGGAACAACAAUCUCCGGGAAGCUGCAAGGAAAUGGAAUAAUGGGGUGAUCUAUCUCUUCGACACUAGUGCUUUCAUGGCCGACCUGGUUCGCGACAGGCAACUUUUCGCCGCCGGUAUUGUGCAGACAAGCGGUCUCGGAAAGAAUGAGAAUCCGGGAUGGGAGAAUGUUCAAGACCCGUGUGUCUCACGUGGAAAGAGCUGGAUGAUGUAUCGGAGUGAACGAUGCGCGAAGCCGGAGAAGUACCUAUUCUGGGACGAGAAGAGUGUUGGUCCUUCCUUCCACCGGCUGAUGGCAACAGAGAUCUUUGAUGGCAUCAGCAAUCUUUGGUUGGGGCAACAAAAUGCCGGGUCGGGUUCAUCUCCCGUACGCAAUGGGAUCAACUUGGUCUAA
Monascus purpureus is the source of this 930-nucleotide messenger RNA. The record is from the annotation of a GenBank genome assembly. Lineage: Eukaryota; Fungi; Ascomycota; Eurotiomycetes; Eurotiales; Aspergillaceae.